This is a messenger RNA of Mollisia scopiformis, 2004 nucleotides long. Its product is annotated as putative inorganic phosphate transporter C8E4.01c. Gene Ontology annotation, molecular function: transmembrane transporter activity. Gene Ontology annotation, cellular component: membrane. NCBI's taxonomy places the organism in Eukaryota, Fungi, Ascomycota, Leotiomycetes, Helotiales, Mollisiaceae. Gene Ontology annotation, biological process: transmembrane transport. Bases 1 to 2004 code for a protein of 667 amino acids. The record is from RefSeq and is a predicted model, not a curated record. The transcript has 8 exons.
AUGGCCCACUUAUACCAUCAUAACCCGCAUGAUCCUACGAACCAGGGCAUCAUCGGUGUUCCGCACGGUCCGGAAACUGGGGACAAUCAUGUCCACAUGGAAGGACCCGUGCCUACUGACGGCGAAGACGUGCUGAAAAGCAUGAUCUUCCCACACGAUUCGUAUAAUUCGGAAGGUGUUUACUGGGCGGAUUUACCGUUGGGGAAACAGCUGGCGUUCAAUGCCUCGGUCGAUAACGCGGAGUCGAGGAAGGAGUUGCGCGCAAUAUGGGCUAUGAUGAAGGAAGAUCCCUUGUCUCCGAUCGGAUGGUAUUUUCGACAUGCCAUCCUGCCUGGUGCUGGUUUGGGGCUUGAAGGUUACGUCCUAUUCUCCAUCGGCAAUUUGACCCCACUUUUCUCAGCUGUCUGGCCUAACUGUUGGAGCAAGUACAAAACUUGCAAUGAGACUUGGGUAGCGGCCGUUCAAUACCUUGAAGUCUGUGGCAUCAUUGUUGGCCAGAUUCUCGUUGGUGCUCUUGGUGAUGGUAUCGGUCGACGAUGGGGUCUCAUCCAGGAUGUGGUUAUCAUGUUCCUUGGACUGUGUAUGCUUGUUGCGUCGUGGGGAACUACUUUGAAUGGAUGGGUCAUUUGUUAUGCUUGGUCCUUGUUCUUUUACGGUAUUGGUGUUGGAGGGGAAUAUCCGAUGACUGCUACUGCUGCAAUGGAAAACGCCACAGGUGCAGGAAAGAUCUCCACCCGAGAAGACCGCCUUCAUCGUGGCCGCAAAGUGACCAUGGCAUUCCUCAUGCAAGGCUGGGGCCAGUUCUUCAACCAAAUCAUCCUCAUCCUCCUUCUCCUAAUCUUCCACCACGGCCAAGGCAGCCCUCCCUACUCGGAACGCGUAGCCCAAUGGACCUACCGCGUAUCCUUCGCCAUUCCCGCCGUAGGCACUCUCUGGCUAGUCUACUACCGAACCUGGAAAAUGCCCCUAGCUUCCAAAGUACUUAACACAGCAAAGAAGAAGGCCGCCGUUACUGGAUACGACGUCCAAUCGCUGAAAUUAACUUUCAGUGUCUUUGGAGGAAGAUUGAUCGCUACCGCCGGUGCUUGGUACUGCAAUGACAUAUUCUUCUACGGAAAUAAAUUGUUUCAAGGACAAUUCAUCAGCGUCCUGAACCCGGGCAAUAAAUCCGUCCUAACCGGCUGGCUCUGGAACAUGGUUAACGUAGGCGUCUCCCUUUGCGGCUACUACCUGGCUUCCUUCCUCAUUGAUAACAAAUUCGUGGGCCGUAAACGCAUGCAACAACUCGGCUUCUUCAUGGACUUCAUCCUCUUCGUCGUCCCGGCCUUCCACUACAACUUCUACGCCCUCAACAAAGCGCACAUCCCCGCCUUCCAGGCGAUGUAUUUCCUAUCUAGCUUCUUCAACCAGUUUGGGCCGAAUAGUACCACGUUCUUGGUCGCGGCGGAGGUAUAUCCUACGCCUGUUAGGGCCAGCGCGCAUGGGUUUUCGGCAGCGGUGGGGAAGUUGGGUGCGUUGACUGCUGCGGUUAUGUAUAAUUAUAUCUCGACUCAGCAGAAAUUCUAUGUUGUUCCGUGGUUCGGAUUAGCUGGUAUGCUGAUCACGGCGCUUUUCCUGCCAGAUACCACGGGUCUGGAUCUCAAGGAAGCAGAGCGUCGCUUCCACUACAUCCGCAACGGGCGCGAAAGCGAUUAUCACGGCAUCGCAGUCCACCCGCACCAUCUCUCGCUCUGGGAACGCUUAAGAGGAGCGGGGAAAUACUAUGAUCCGAAAUUGGAUUAUGAGUCCAAGGUGCAGGAUUUGAGGGACGAGUGGAUGGAGAAGUUGAAUUCGGAGGAGGAUCUCGAUAUUGCGGGUGAGGAGAUUCCGAGGGAGGUGCAUGAGUAUUUUGCGAGGACGACGGGGUUGAAGGGGGAGAAGAAGGGAGGAAAUGCCCGUUCUUGGGAUGCGGCUCUGCGCCUCAGUGCUUGGCAGCGAUGGAACCAAUCAACAAGCAUUAGUUAA